This is a messenger RNA of Blepharisma stoltei, 609 nucleotides long. The record is from the annotation of a GenBank genome assembly. Lineage: Eukaryota; Ciliophora; Heterotrichea; Heterotrichida; Blepharismidae.
AUGGCUUUAUUUUUCAAAGUCGUAAGGUUCUUUGCGAAAAAGAAGCCGAAAAUCCUGCCAAAGAUCGAAUACACUAAUGGAGAAAAAGUAAUUUUAGCUUGGACUGGCAUGCAUGACCUAAUAAGAAUCAGCUCAGUUGCAAUCUGUGGAUAUAUUUAUUACCUCUAUCAUGUUGACCCUGACACUCUGUCUGGAGCUUUAAGAAGCUACAGUUUACCUAUUUUUUGUGCAUUAGGCAGCUUUGUAAUUCAUAGGUUUUCGAAAUUUUGCUAUAAAAUCGUCCUGAUUGAAGGAGGCCAAAUAAUUCGAAUCGAAAAAUAUCCAUGGUUCGGCUUUGGACACACUACCAAGGACCUAAUCCCAGUAACUGCAGUAAACGGAGUAACACCUUAUGGAAUACAAAGUUGAAGGAAUCCAUUGAGAUGGGGAAGAGGAUAUUACAAAUUUAUGUACCAAAAACAAACACUUUUCAAAAAGCCAAUACAAGCUUAUGCGAUUUUUUCAGUCAAAAGUGACUAUGAUAGAGAAAUUUUUAAGCUUGUUGCUAUUGGGAAACCUGUUACGGAAAGCAAUUUAGAAGCUCUUAAAAAGGUUGAAUUUAACUUUUAA